Molecule: messenger RNA, 6148 nt
Organism: Balaenoptera acutorostrata (minke whale)
Lineage: Eukaryota; Metazoa; Chordata; Mammalia; Artiodactyla; Balaenopteridae
Gene: C1GALT1
Product: core 1 synthase, glycoprotein-N-acetylgalactosamine 3-beta-galactosyltransferase 1
Exons: 5
Coding region: 332-1438 (368 amino acids)
Cellular component (GO): membrane
Molecular function (GO): N-acetylgalactosaminide beta-1,3-galactosyltransferase activity
Source: RefSeq, a predicted model, not a curated record
CGGCCUCGGCCCGGACGCGCUGCGGGGAGGGGCGGAGCGAACGGGCGGGAGCGCGCGCUGGGCCCGCCUCGGCUGCUGCCGCCGCCGCCGCAGCAGCCACCGCUGCCGGGGAAUAAUCUGGGCGGCAGCGGGCGGCCCCGGCUAGCAGCCACGAGCCACUUCUGCGGCUGCCGAGAAGAGCGAGGGUCGCCGGUCUCGUGUCGUCCCCCUCUCUGCCCCCUCGGAGGGGCAAGAGGGAGCCGAGGCUGAUGUCAGAAAAUGUUUGCUGACCCCUGAUGAGAGUAGGUAAUGAUUACUACCAAAAGAGAAAAAAGAAAUACGUUUUUGGGAAAUGGCCUCUAAAUCUUGGCUGAAUUUUUUAACCUUCCUUUGUGGAUCAGCAAUCGGAUUUGUUUUAUGUUCUCAGCUACUUAGUAUUUUGUUGGGAGAACAGAGGGACCUCCAGCCGAAUAUUCUUCAUAAUGAUCCUCAUGCUAGGCAUUCAGAUGAUAAUGAACAGAAUCAUCUAGAAGGACAGAUGAACUUUGAUGCAGAUGCUAGCCAACAUAAAGAUGAGAACACUGACAUCGCCGAAAACCUCUAUCAGAAGGUUAAAAUUCUUUGCUGGGUAAUGACAGGGCCUCAAAAUCUAGAGAAAAAGGCUAAACACGUCAAAGCUACAUGGGCCCAGCGUUGUAAUAAAGUGUUAUUUAUGAGUUCAGAAGAAAAUAAAGACUUCCCUGCUGUGGGAUUAAAAACCAGAGAAGGCAGAGACCAACUAUACUGGAAAACAAUUAAAGCUUUUCAGUAUGUUCAUGAUCAUUAUUUAGAAGAUGCUGAUUGGUUUAUGAAAGCAGAUGAUGAUACAUAUGUUAUAUUAGAUAACUUGAGAUGGCUUCUCUCAAAAUACAACCCUGAAGAACCCAUUUACUUUGGGAGAAGAUUUAAGCCCUAUGUAAAGCAGGGCUACAUGAGUGGAGGAGCAGGAUAUGUACUGAGCAAAGAAGCCUUGAAGAGAUUUGUUGAUGCAUUUAAAACAGACAAAUGUACGCAUAGUUCCUCCAUCGAAGAUUUAGCACUGGGGAGAUGCAUGGAAAUUAUAAAUGUAGAAGCAGGAGAUUCCAGAGAUACCACUGGAAAAGAAACUUUUCAUCCCUUUGUACCAGAACACCAUUUAAUUAAGGGUUAUCUGCCUAGAACCUUUUGGUACUGGAAUUAUAACUAUUAUCCUCCUGUAGAGGGUCCUGGUUGCUGUUCUGAUCUUGCAGUUUCUUUUCACUAUGUUGAUCCUACAACUAUGUAUGAGUUAGAAUACCUCGUUUAUCAUCUUCGUCCAUAUGGUUAUUUAUACAGAUAUCAACCUGCCUUCCCUGAGAAGAUGCUAAAGGAAAUAAGUCAAACAUACAAAAAUGAAGAUACAAAAGUAAAUCAGGAGCCCUUGAAAGAAAAACAUAAAUGAACAGAGGUAAAAUGUCUAACAUUGCACUGAAGAAGAACUUCUCCAUUUCUGAUAUAGAACACUGGAAUCCCAGUGAGGAAUUCUUUCUAAGUGAACAUUCCAUAUUAGAAAUUUUUCAUAUGAAUGACUGUAAACUGAAGCUUUAAGUGAGCUGUGAAGUCUGUUGAAAUGUGUUUUGAUACAGUAAUAUAUAUACGUAUAUGAAAAACUUGUGUUUUUAAAAUGGUGGCCAGGCAGAGGAACUAGAAGAGAUUUUGUUGCCUGUUCCUGACCACAUGUAUUAUUUUCACUGAGAAACUAAAACAGUUAAAUUUGCUAAAACUACACUGCACCAUUGUUAGUAACCCACACACGAUGCUACACAGAUCUGCCUUAAAGAAAAUUUAGAAGGAAAUAUUGUUGUUCAGUGUUGUUUGUAAACUCAAAGCCUGAGUUUAUAUUUGCAGUAUGAUAUAAAUGAACCAACCCCCCGCCCACGCACACACACAUGCAACUUUUGUCUAAUGAAAAUUUUGCUGUGACUAUAAUUGGCAGUAUUUCUUCCAGAAUAAGGUAGACUAAGAAUGGCACUUGACCUAAAGUGCAUUAAUAAAACCACAUUUUGAAAUUAUCAUGGGCCUUGACUGUAUUAUAUACUUGGUUCUAAUUAAUAGUUAAUCUUUUACUGAGUCCCCGUUGUCUCUUUCCUAAACAUGUUUAACCAUUCUUGAAUGCCAUUCUCAACUAUUAAUAUUUAUUUACUGAAAGUAUUAAUAACAUUCUGUAAACAUGCAUUUUUUAAUAUUUUAUUCCCAAAUUUGCCCAUUGUUAAUUAUGGGUAACUAGUAAGUAGUAAAUGUAAUGCUAUUUGGGGAUGCUUUUCUUAUAUUAGUGCCACUCUCAGGAAUCACUAAGUAACAUUUUUAACUGAUUAUUUAAAACUGUCCAACUACAUAAUUAUAGUUCCUUUCAUUCUCAUCCUGUUGAGAGAUGAGAACUUGUUUGUGCCUUUCAUAACUUGUUUAAAGCAGAGUUUUGAGAUUCAUUUUUCAGGCUCUGAGGUGGCUGUUAGUUACACUGGCAAAAUAAUUUGUGAGAUUUUGACCAGAGUUAAUUAAAAACAUUAAAAAAUGCAGAGUGCUUAAACAAAUUGAAAUAUGUCAGAUAUUAAAAGACCAAAUACUUAGUUUACGAAUAACAGCCUGAAUUUUGAUGCUGGCUUAUUUGGGGAUGAUUGUUUUGCCAGUGGACAGUUGUAAGAGAGCUCAGUCUUGAUGACCCGUUCAAGACUUUCAUCAAAAACACAUUCAUAAAUGUUUCAUUCUAAUUUUAGUGACCCUCUAUUUAAAGAAUUUCUGGAAGGAAAGAAAAUUUUAAAUUUUUGUUGUCUUUAGCAAUAUCAUCUGAGUGUAUCAUAACAGAAUACUUCACAGACUUUCCAUAAGAUUAUCUUAAAUGUUACAAAUAAUUUACAUUUCUCUUAUGUUUUAUCAUUAUGCUAAUUUUAUGUGGUUGUCAUGCCAUUGAUUCUGCUGCUUAGCUAAAUAGUUUAUAUUUAUUGUGCCAAAACAUGCGAAACCAUGACCUCUUUCAGUUGUAUAUUUGAGAGGAUGUUCAUCUUAGUGGCUAAUUAUGGAUUACUCUGUCAACAUAGUGAAAACUUACACCAGUUUUUACCAAUUGAAUUGUUUUUUGUUAUUUUCAUGAUGAUAUCAUCUGCCAAAAUUUCAAGGCAUUCAUUCUAUUCUUUGAACAACUCUUUACUUUGGUAUGGAUAGGAAUUUAUUUGCAGUCCAUACGUGCUACUUUUCCGUACUAGAAGUAUAAAUGGUUUGCCAUAAACAUCCAAAAACCUUAAAAUUGAUUCAUAGGAAAUCAACAUUGUGAUGAAUCCUGGGGUCUGAAGUCAGACUGCCUGGGUUUAAAUUCUUGCUCCAUCACUAGUUUUGUAACCUUGAGCAAUUUACUUAAUCUCUCUGUGCCUCAAUUCCCUCAUCUGUAAACUAGGGACAAUAAUACUACCUACCUCACAGGAUUUUUAUGAGGAUUAAAUGAGUGAAUAUGUGUGUGGCUUUUAAAAACACUGUUUGGCCCAGAGUAUGGAGUGCUAAGUAUAAAGUUUUCUUAUUAUUCUUUACCUUGGAGUGUAAAUAUUUGUUUUAAAUUAAUGAGAAAUCUGCUUUAAUCAAAUCAGGUAUUAAAGGAAAUAUCUCAUACAUUUCUUAUAGUAAGUAAUAGCUAGUUUUUAUUUGAUGCCUACUGUAUGCCAGGUAAUGUGCUUACUCUGUGUUAAUCCUCACAAAUUGGGGGUUAUUCCCAUAUUAUAGAUGAGAAAACUGAGGCUCAGAAAACUAAAGUCAUUUUCCACUGUCAGAAAGCUACUAAGUAACAGAGCUAGGAUUUCUUUGCCCCGUGUCAGCCUUGAGGUUAAUCAUUAGUAUUAUUUCCAUUUUUACUUAAUGGCAUGUGACAUCUGAUACAUUGGCCAGCAGUUGUCAAACUAACCAGCCAAAUUGUCAUAGUGGUUCUUAAAUUGUGGUUAUUAUACUCUUGCCUGGGAGCUUGCUAAAACGGAGAUUUCAAGACCCCAAUUCCAGAAAUUUUGAUUCUAUCAUGGGACCCAGGAGUAUGCAUUCUUACCAGAUACCCUUGGGCACUGGUUCUCCACCAGUGUGUGGUCCCAACCAGCAGUAUCAGCAGCACCUGGAAACUUGUUGGUAAUGCAUCCUCUCCUGGGUCUCACCCCAGACCUACUGAAUCAGGAACUCUAGGGGUAGAGGCUAGCAAUUAUGUUUAAACAAGCCCUCCAGGUGAUUCUUAUUCAGCAUUCCCCUAAAACCUGGUGAUUCUGAUGCAAAUCAUCCUUGGAACACGCUGAGGAUUACUUGCCCCAUAAGUAAGGUUAUCUUUCAAAAAUUUAGAUAAAGCAUGUUUUAAAUGAGUGUAGUUCAACAUCACACUAUAUUAAAUGUAAAAGACUAAAGAUAAUUUAAAGGGUCAGUGGAUCAUUCAUUUUGGCAAAAUUCUUUAGCUUCUUCAGAGUUACUAAUAUCAGGGCCCACAGUAAAAUAUGAAGUUUAGUAAUUUCAUAAUGGGGCAGAAAAGUUUCAGUAAAUACUAGUAAGUAUAUAUUAAUUCAUUAAAAGCAUACUUAAAUGAAUGUCAUAAAAAAUGUCCACAAUUGUUAGUAAAAAAAUUUUAGAGGUAGCAAAGUACUAUUUUAUAAUGUGCAGAAUAUUUUUCUGCCAAUUCAUACUAUCAAAAUUUUAUCACUUUCAAGAAUCAGUUGACUGUCCUAUAGGACCUAAUAAAGCAAAAAACUCUCCAAGUAUUUGAUAGAGCACAUAAAACCAGAUUUCAUGAUGAUAAUGACUUACUGUCUUUUAAAUUAAGAUUUUUGUCAUCUGGGUAAAUGAUUUUAGUAUGGUCUCAAAACAGGCUUUUGCUAUCUUACGUUCUCCAAUAUAUACUUGUAUUUUCAAGUGGGAAGUUCAUAGAUGAUACAAAGCAGAUUUUUAUCCCAGAGUUCAAUUGUUUGUUUUCAAAUAAACUUAAGAGGAGUUUUUGUUACUGUAAGAAGAUUCGAAAAUAAAUCACUGACCAAUUUUUUUUUUAAGUAUGGUAAUUGGAUUUGAGCAUUAAAUUUACUAACUGGUUAUUUUCAUAAUUGUUUGAGUAUUAAUUUUUCACUUCCUUGAGCCCAUUAUACUGUAUUAUUACCAGAUUGAGGCUUGAAAAAUCCUUCAUUUGAUUGAUUAGAUCAAGUCUACCCUUUUAUUCAUUUAAAUUUUCAUUUCUUUAGAAUAUUCUCUGACAAUUUCUGCUUCUUUGUAUUUAUUGCCCUUCUUUAUUUCCUUGAUAACUAACUUCCAUUUUCUAACUACUCUUUAUUCUGCCUUCACAAGGUUAAUUUGGCUGUUAUUAGUGAUUAGGGUUUGUAUGUAUCACUUACAUUAUUUUAUACCUAUUAAUGUUAGGUUUCCCUAUGAAAUUGGAAGUAAAAAUUUGUCUAAGAAUAAUGCCUGCUGGCUCUCAGGAUACUUGACCUACUUAAAAAGUCUACAAUGUUAAACUAAUGCUAGAUAUACAAUUAAAUGAAGUAAAAUUAUUUGGAUUCUCCUACUUCCCAAAUUCCCCUUUUCACAAACAAAAUAACCUCAUUUGCCUCAUCUCUCUACUUAUUUACAGUAGGCCUGACAGAAGCAUACUUAAGAAAUCUAGGGGACAACCUGUGGGUUAUUUUGUGCUAAAUGUAAACUCUAUUGAUUUUUAAAAGAUGGCUUAUGUUUAUAUAUUGGAGUUGAAAUAGAGAUUUAAUUCAAAUUAGAAUAAGAAAUUUUAUAAAUUCUCUUUAGAGAAACCAACUCUGAAACUAGUUUCAGAGUUGAAUAAUGCUCUAUUUCAGUUCCUUUACCUCUCUAGUUUUUAGUUUAUUUGUGUUAAGUUUAAAUAACUUUGCAGGGCCCUGCAAAUUAAUAAUCCAUAUAAAGUAUAUUAUUAGAGGGAAACUAAUCUUACUGCUAAGCAGUGUGUUAUAUUACCCAGUGAACGUUUGUGUUUUGGAAUUUAAAAAUUAUGUAAGGUAAUAGUAUCAUGAAUGAUUUAAAAAUGUCUGGUGACUUGCUUAUUUUAAGUGAUCACCGAUAAGUCAGAAAAAUGUAUUUUUAAAUAUGUUUUUUAAAGUGCCUUUUGAACAUUUUUAAACAAUGGAUUUAAACAAACUGCAUAGAA